Molecule: messenger RNA, 1989 nt
Organism: Danaus chrysippus (African queen)
Lineage: Eukaryota; Metazoa; Arthropoda; Insecta; Lepidoptera; Nymphalidae
Source: the annotation of a GenBank genome assembly
AUGGCGUGGACUGCGGGAGGUGCUGGUUGCAGCAGUAUUACAAAACCAAAUCAAAUGUCGAUUCGUCUUCGACAUUUGUUUCUCGUGGCCAUUAUAUUUUGUGGAUCCUUCCUCUUGCUCUCAAUGAAUAACAUGUCAAAGCCAUAUGUUAACAAUGAUUUCUUAAUAUUCUCGCGAUUAGGAAAAAAGGAUUCCGGUGAGAUCUUAAGCGAUGAAAUGUACACAAUCAGAACAAAUGGAUGCAUCAUAUCUGCUUUACAGCCUUUAGGUAGUGAAGUGAGACAGUUGGUGAAAUUCCCGAUAGAUAUAAAACCGUGUCCAAUGUCUGAUAUAGCUUUGUUGUCUAACAACAGAACACACAUAUGGAUAAAACAUGAAAACAGGCAAUAUUAUAAUAUAAGCAAAUCUGUCUUUUUAAAAUGUUGCUAUAAAUCAUUUUACCGGCCUCUCUCGGUUGAAGACAUUACAUCACGAGAUGUUGACAAACGAGUGAAAUAUAACGUUUGUUUUAAUUUUACUACCUCAAUUAAAGCAGCUCAUGAAUUUGUUCGAGUAAAAUGUUAUGUUAGAUCAGUGGAAAUUUACGACCAGUUUUUCAUUUUUGCUCCCAAAAAAGAACUUUCAUCUGAUGAGACCGAGAUUCCAAAAAACAAAACCGCAUAUAAUGUUAUUAUAAUGGGUAUAGAUGGUGUAUCCAGACUUAAUUUUCAUAGAACAAUGCCAAAAACUUUUGCAUUCUUAGAGAAGAAAGGUGGUGUGGAGUUAUUAGGAUACAACAAAGUCGGUGACAACUCUUUUCCUAAUUUGAUACCGAUGCUGAUGGGUUUAUCGGAACAAGAUCUAAAGUCCACGUGUACUCCUCGUAAAAAAUCAACAUUUGAUAACUGCCCCUUUAUUUGGGAAUGGUUCAAAGAAGCUGGUUACUAUACAGCGCUGGGAGAAGACAGUGCCAGCCUGGGAACCUUCAAUUAUGGAAAAUUUGGUUUUAUUGGAUCUCCCACGGACUACUACUUACAUACUUUUAUGAAUGAGGCUGAAGAAAACGCAGGAGUUAAUAAGGAUUUUAAUUCAUAUUUAUGUAUGAAUGAUAAGUAUUUCUAUAAGGUCUUAUUAGAUUACAUAGAAAAUCUAGCUAUAUCACUGAGAACAUCUAAACUAUUUGCUUUCUUUUGGGAAGUUACUAUGACUCACGAUUAUUUAAACUAUCCAAUGAUAAUGGAUGAAGAUUACGUAAAUUUUCUAACACGAUUGGAUUCUAUAAAUUAUUGGAAUGAAACAAUACUUAUUUUGAUAAGCGACCACGGAAUUCGAUACGGUCAAAUAAGGUCAACAAAUCAAGGACGGUUGGAAGAACGCUUACCUUUUGCAUACAUAUUGAUACCAGAAGACUUUAAGGAGAAAUACAAAGAAGCUUACAAUAACCUUCAAUUAAACAGUAAACGCCUGAGUACGCCUUACGAUAUUCAUGCCAUGUUAUCCGAUCUUGUUAAUUUAGAUAACAUCGAAAAUGACAAAAUCGUGUUACGCUCAAAUCGGAAUGAAAACAAUGUUAAAGGAAACAGUUUAUUUCUACCUAUACCAUUAAGUCGCACUUGUUCGUCCGCUCACAUCAGUGACCACUGGUGCAGCUGUCAGAAGAGUCAUAAAAUCUCAACUAAGAGCAAACUUGGUAAAGAAGUUGCUGAUCAAUUAGUACAACAGCUCAAUAAUCUCGUAAGCGAAUAUGAGCAGUGCGCUAAACUAAAACUAGCUGAGCUGAUUGAGGUUGUUGAGAUGGAACCGAACUCCUUCGGCUACGAUUCAGUUACCUGGAGAGAGUUCAUGGUUAUGGUGAAAACUGUCCCAGGAAACGGUCUGUUUGAAGGAACUCUUCGUGUUAUUGAUAAUGAAUGGUUAGUAGCUGGAUCUAUUAGUCGAUUUAAUCUAUACGGCAAUCAGAGUCACUGUAUUCAGGACACAACACUCAAGUUGUACUGUUACUGCCAAUAG